Messenger RNA from Ruditapes philippinarum (Manila clam), 1054 nucleotides. RefSeq names its product glutathione S-transferase theta-1-like. The coding region runs from base 82 to 774 and encodes 230 amino acids. Gene Ontology annotation, cellular component: cytoplasm. The record is from RefSeq and is a predicted model, not a curated record. Gene Ontology annotation, biological process: glutathione metabolic process. Lineage: Eukaryota; Metazoa; Mollusca; Bivalvia; Venerida; Veneridae. The transcript is spliced from 4 exons. Gene Ontology annotation, molecular function: glutathione transferase activity.
GCGCGGACAUUCCUGUUGUGGCAUAACACAAAUUUUAAGCAAACGUUUAGGUAAACAGCUGAUAAAAAUAACCUUGUAAGCAUGGGUCUCGAAUUUUACUACGAUUUGCUUUCACAGCCCUGCAGGGCAGUCUAUUUUCUUCUCAAAUGUGCUAAGGUAGAUUUUAAAGGAUGCUCGGUGUCACUUCUAAAAGGUGAACAUCUUACACCAGAAUUUUUGAAGAAAAAUCCCUACCACAAGGUACCAGUUAUCAUCGAUGAUGGAUUCGCGUUAUCUGAAAGCUUGGCUAUAAUGAGAUACAUUGUGUCAAAGAAGAAGUUGCCGGCCCAAUGGUUCGCCGCUGAUAACCCUAAGAACCAGGCUCGAGUUGACGAGUUUCUUUCAUGGCAAGGUUCUACAAUACGAUCAAAUUGUAUCACAGUCUUUCAAGGAAUGUUCAGAGAUAAGGUGGGCGUUCUUGCAUUCAGCAAGCAACCAAUGGAUGUAGAAAAAGUGACCGCAGCAAAGGCGGAAGUGACCAGAAGUGUUACGCAUUUAGCGGACUACUUUUUACAAGAUAAGCAAUUUAUCGGAGGGAGUAAAAUGUCCGUAGCUGAUAUUUUAGGAGUUUGCGAGCUUUAUCAGCUUCAUGCAGUGAACGAGCUUGACAAUCUUGUAAAAAGUAAUCCGAAGGUUAAGGCGUGGUUUGAACGAGUAGUUAAAGCAAUUGGAGCAGAAUGGACACCCGGAAAUGUUGAAAUUGAUUCAUUCAGAGAAAAGUACAUGAAAGCGUAAAAUAAAAUGACGUAACAAUGCAUUGUCACUGUGUUGAACAUUUCGUCACAGAACAUUUAUUAACAUGUUUGAUCUAUGAAUAGUUGCUGUCGGGAUAAAAUAAAAAGGAAAAUGGCACUUACUACAUUUAAAACACACUAAUUCAAAAAUGAAUGUGUGCAAUUUUUUGGACAUAUAAUAAGUUAAAAACGUUUGCCAUAUGAAAGAAAACGUUACCUUGCAAGUUUUUAUUUGAACUCUUAACAUUUUACAAACACUACAUUAUUUUUAUCAUGGUCAU